UUCUCAAUUUCUUUCUUCUCUGAUGUAGGUGCAAUCUACUUGAAGUUGAAAAUGUUGCGUCUACUAGGCCAGGUUUUAGAAGAAACAGGGUAUGAUAUCUCUUCUGUGAUAGAUCCAAAUGUAUUUUUGGAAACGUCCAUAGGGGAGCAACGUGUACGUCUGUACAUUAUUACGGGAGUGCCAAUGGAUACUGAAUUUGUCCCACGUACAAAAGGGGAAAUUAAACAACUCAAAUGGUUCCCCAUUAAUCAGUUGCCAUCACAUAAAAAUGACCGUUAUUUCAACAAAGUCAAUGGAUCAGCAAAUAUGUUCUACAUGGUUAUGCCAUUUGUCAAGAAGAAACGCCAUCUUUUGAAAGGCAACACAGUGCAACAGAAAGUCCACCAAAGAGGAAGGAAAAUACCAAGGGAAAGUCACGCAAGUCAUUAUUCAAUGGCUUUGGAACUGUGUGGUUUGGAGCUGAAAGGGGACCACUGCACUGGAGCCUCCAUAACAACAAAUAUUGAACCAGAUGUCUUGCAAUAUCCAGGCUUAUGCUUCUUAAGCAUACUGCAGCUUUGAGGCAAAAUUUUUUGUUCUUGAUUGUGCUGUACCCAAUAUCUGACACAAAAGUAUCAGGCCAAGCGACUACUACUUUGUUAAUCCAUACCAUAAGUUCAUGUAAGUUUUGUUUAUCAAUUUUUUUCCAGCAAGGACCUCUAGAAUCUUAGUUAAGAUGUAAGUUGUCUCCUAAAGACCAGAGUCACUACUUAAAGGCAAUGCCAAUUAUACAAUCGUGUCUGUGUGUCUAACAGUUUCUGCUACCAAAAUCACAUAAAAGAUUCCUGCAUAGUCAUACUAGCCAAAUAGUUAACACUGUAAAUAAGCAGCUCCUUACACAACAAGAAAGAUUUAUAUUCUGCUUACCAAGUAACAGAUUUAAUAUUAUUCCACAAAUAAUCUUAUUAAAUCAUGCUAAGGACAUUGCUAGUUUCCCAUAGACUUGGCUGUCAAUACUCUUGCCCUAAAUAUAGUAUGCUGUAGUUCUAUCUUAAUUCUUGAAAAUUAUAGCCUGAGUUUUUCAACUAUGCCAAUGACAAAACUUUUUGAAUUAAUGUUGCAAUGUAUUCCACUACUAACACAAGCUAAUACAUAUGGCAUCAGGGUAAUGAACAUAUGCAACUUCAGUUUCUAACAAUAUUGACUGAUUUAGUAAGGUCUCUUAGCAAAGUGCUUUAUAGGCAUCAAGAACCAUGUUCCCAUGGCAUCACUGAAGCUUGCAUUCUUACUUUAUCAUUGCCAAUUUGCAGUUCUCAGACAAUAAUACUCCAGAGGAGGCCAACCCAAACAAUGACUGUCUCAAAGGCUGGUUUGAGUUUUGGAGACAUAGCUAUGUUUUACUUUUUUACAAUUUUUGAACAACAAAACAUGCUAAACAUUUCAUAGUUUUCCAUGGAAAGCUUAUAAGGAAACG
Molecule: messenger RNA, 1453 nt
Organism: Macrobrachium nipponense
Lineage: Eukaryota; Metazoa; Arthropoda; Malacostraca; Decapoda; Palaemonidae
Gene: DCP2
Product: m7GpppN-mRNA hydrolase-like
Biological process (GO): deadenylation-dependent decapping of nuclear-transcribed mRNA
Cellular component (GO): P-body; cytoplasm
Source: RefSeq, a predicted model, not a curated record